UCCACACAGUAAAGUAAUAUCAGUGAUAGUACGCACUUCGUGAAAGUUUAGUUGAAAAUACGUUCCCUGAACAUGAUUCUUCUAUAGCUUGGCAUUCCCAUUCGAUUCCGGUAGCCAUUCGUGUACAGUGAGAAGCAGCAGCGUAUCGUGUUGUGUGCGCAUCGAAACAAAUCGUUGUGACGGUAUCAAGUGGUGUGUUUUCCUCGUGAAACCGUUUUCCAAUCGAGCGAAGCAGGAAAAAAUGAGAAAAUGUUUGACCGUCCGAGAUGUCGCGACUGGAGUCCACUAUCGACGCAGCAGCUACGGCUGCGCAGCUUAAUACGAAUAUCCGGACACAACAUCAUCGUACCGGAGCGUGCCCCAACCCGCACGUCAUCGGCAGACGGAGGAAGAUCCAAAUGUACCGUUUACUUUACGCUUCACCAGACACCUCAUUCCGCCCCGUUUUACACGAGUGAAAAGCAUGACCUACACCGGAACGUGCUGUGGGCGGAAAUCGACUGCCCGGGCACGAUCAAAUCCUCCCUGCGGAGUGUGUGUGUGCGAGUGUGGCAACACAACGGUGCGUCCGAUGUACCGGGUGUGCCCAUGAUCGACACGGGAGGGUUAAACUCUGCCGGAACGAAAGUGCCUCACGAAAGCGAUAGCAGCGUGGAAGAGGAGUGCGAUGGGCAGCAUCAGAAUCCGAACGAUAAACCCAACCAACUAACGACCAACAACACCGAUCGGAUGCUGUUUGCAUGGGGCGUAUAUUUCUCCGGACUGGUGCCACUGGCACGGCGCAACGAAAAGCGUCUCCAGUCGAAUACGCUCGUGUUUCAGCUGCACGGCGGUUACUUCACUUCGGCUGCCUGCAUUCUCGAACCGGAGCAACGACGACCGAUGGUUUCAACGAUUGUGUCCGACGGGACCAUACCAAAAACGUUGCCGAAUGUUACUACUUCUGCUGGACAAGUGACAAGCUAUUCGCCCUCGGCAACGAUUCCCAUAGUCGGUAGUGGGCGGCGUGGUCUGACCGGUGGUGGUGGUGGUGGACGCGCAAACACCUCCGAGAACGUCUUACACUGUGAUACUAGCAAUAAUUCCUCCCCACUGGCGUCUGGUGGUCCUCACCUUUCCUAUCAGACGCCUUCGUCGGCGUCUCCGAACCAGUGGCACUACGCGAACGGUGGCAUGGUGCUGGGUGUGGAGGGCAGACUCGAUAAACUCUCCGUAUCGCCGGUGGUUAGCAAUGGUGGAAGCAGCACCGGUACGGGUCCAUUUCCACAUCCCCGAUCCGUCAGCCCAUCAACACCGAUCAGUUGGACCGAACCGACCGAAACGAACCUGAAGUUGCGCUACCUCGUGAUGGAGUUUCUGCCGGCGGAAGUACGCCCUUGCUACGAUGUUGCGCGCUUACUUGCAAUACAAGAACGGCAAAGGCGCAUUCGGUACGAAGCGGAGAGUGCCAAAACGUUAACCGAGCGGAUCUGCAUGAAGAGUGCCUACUGUCUCAAUAUGGAACUGUUCAGCAGCAAGCAUCUGGUGUACCGGACCGGAGGCAACCAGGGCCGGACGGGUGGUAUGGGAAAGCAGCUGAGCAAACUGCUGUACCAGGAGCGUGAACCGAUCGAUCCGGCGGUGCUGAUGCGUGGCCAGGAACUGCGGCGACAUAUCGAGCGGGCUCGGUUUCGCUGCCGGUUGUUGGCGCAGGAACGCGACCGGAUGGGCGUUGGAAUGCAACAGCUGCGCAACCGCUUAAAUGCGGCCUGUGAUAGUAACAUUGAGCGGGAAUCGGCACUGAUGGAGCGGUACCGAACGUACGGGCGCGAGAAGGAACAGCUGUAUCAGCAGAAGAUGGCGUACGCCAGCCAAAAGGACAGCGUGCGGGAAGUGUUCGGGAGGAUGUUACUGGUGCGGCAUCGUUUGUUGAAGGGGUUGAAUGAAAUUUAUUAUAUCAAAUCGACGAAUCAAGGUAUCUACACCAUUAAUGAUGUACCUUUGCCGAAUGCGGAAUCAUACACCGACUCAACACCGGCACUGGCCCUUAGCGUUGCCCUUGGUUUUGUCGCUCACGCUGUGAUGAUGUGUUCCUCAUUUUUAGAUAUUCCUCUACGAAACCCCAUAAAGUACGACGGUUCUCGCUCGAAAAUAGUGGACCACAUCAAGCUAUUACCAACGAUAGAUCGAGACUUCCCCUUGCACUGUCGGUCCGGUCCGGCACCGAACGCACUGCUGUACGGUGUAUACCUGCUAAACCAGAACAUUUCCCAGCUGAAGCAUUCGCUUUCGCUGAGCCGCGGUGAUCCACGGGCCACACUCGUCAACCUGCAAAACAUUCUCACCAUCCCGGGCAUCGGUGGCGGUGCACUGCAAAACCGCCAGCUGGAGGAACCGUUCCAGAUGUUACCCGCCUCCAUGUACGGAUCAUCUGCGGUCGAUUUGAAAAUGUCGCCCGGGUUCGUACCGGUACCGGCCGGUGGAAGCAGUAGCGGUAGCAGCAGCAGUGGGUCCUUCCUUCGGGAAAGUCCAUCGUGCAGUAGCAGAAUUUCCCGCUCGGUUGAAUACUACCCAGACCGGUUUCAGGACAGGCGACAGCAAAUGCAAAAACAGUAUCAGCACAAUCGGCACCAUCCGUUGCAGCAGACAGCGACCCGUUCUAGCAGCGGAGGAAUUACGGUUGAUCAGGAACACCAUCAUCCACCGAGGCGCGGAUGUGGCGAUAAUACGUUUGCUUCCGAUCCCAUCCUAGCUCAAAGCGUCCCAUUGCAGCGACCGUUCGAUUUUGAUGGUGGCAAAAAGUUCUGAUCGUAUUUCCUGCUGCUGUGGAAAGAAAAAAAAAAGAAUCAGGACAAACCGUACCGAUCGUACGUAGAUUGUUGGGAUAGGAAUCAAAAGUAUCAGAUAGUAAUGAAUUUCCCUCCCCCUAAAGAGUUAAUUUAAGCUGUAAACAGUGCGCGAAGGCGUAGGAAUAUUGUUAACUUUCCCACUUGUUUCGUUUCAUGUUUUUGUUGUAGUUUUUAAUUUAAUAUUUAUUGGAGUAUACAUUUGCUUCAGCUGAUAUUUUGGUAGGGGGGCACGCGUGUGCAGUGGAACAGCAAUAGUGGAACGGAAAGCAACAAAAACGGAAGCGUAAGAUGCGAUAGUGUAAAGUGAAACAAUUGUAAACAAUCGAACAGAAAAUAAACGAAUCAAGUUCA
Molecule: messenger RNA, 3179 nt
Organism: Anopheles moucheti
Lineage: Eukaryota; Metazoa; Arthropoda; Insecta; Diptera; Culicidae
Gene: Uvrag
Product: UV radiation resistance-associated gene protein
Exons: 6
Coding region: 250-2787 (845 amino acids)
Biological process (GO): SNARE complex assembly
Cellular component (GO): lytic vacuole; endosome
Molecular function (GO): SNARE binding
Source: RefSeq, a predicted model, not a curated record